AUGGCUGAAACCGGCGAAGAGAAACUCAUUGCCGUGGCUCGUCACAUAGCUAAAACUCUAGGCAACACCGAUAAUGCCAUGGCCGAUGAUAUACUCCAAAUCUUCUCUAACUUUGAUGGCAGAUUAAGGGAAAAGCUACAUGAAAGUCUUUCCGGCAACGACGGCGGAGCCGCACUUGAUCAGACACUCAGAACGAUUGACCGACGGAUCUCUAGAUACCUCACGGUUGACCAACCGAUAUGGGCUGAUCCUGCCGACGCUUCGUCGUUUCUCGACGACGUUGACGAACUAGUCGCUGUGAUUCGUGAGUGGAGUGCGAUGGCUGACGACAAGGCGGUUACGUCUUGUCUCGACCGAGCGGAGGAUUUGCUCCAGCAGUGUAUGUUUCGGCUUGAGGAAGAGUUUAAGCUGUUAAUCGGACGUGGCGGCGCUGAAUCUUCCGAUAACGCUGUGGGAGGUGGUGUUGGUGGUUACUUAGAUUCUGAUGAUGAUGAAGAUGACGGAUUCGAUGAUGUGGAGAUUCCGGUGGCUCAUCCGGUGUCGGACUAUAACAUCACGAUCGAGGCGCUUCCGUCUAGUACAAUCAACGAUCUGCACGAAAUCGCGAAAAGGAUGGUCGCUGCCGGCUACGGAAAAGAAUGCUCGCUUGCUUACAGCACCUGCCGGAGGGAGUUUUUGGAAGAAAGCCUCUCGAGAUUAGGUUUUUUAGGGUUACAGAAUUCGAGUAAACCUCUAGAAGACGCCGACAACGAUGUUGAAAUCGAGAAAUGGGUCAAAGCAAUUAACAUGGCUGUUCGAGUAUUUUACCCUAGCGAGCGACGCCUUUGCGAUCGUGUGUUCGGUUACUCCUCCUCUACCGCCGCCGCCGCCGAUCUCUCCUUCAUGGAUGUAUGUAGGGUUUCCACCAUGGAGCUGCUUAAUUUCGCUAAUGGAAUUGCCAUGGGGAGCAGAGCACCAGAGAGACUGUUCAAAAUUCUCGACGUAUACGAAGCCGUGAAGGAUCUAUUACCGGAAUUCGAGGUAUUAUUUUCCGAUCAAUACUGUUUAUUCUUAAGAAACGAAGCCACAGGCGUUUGGAAGAGAUUAGGCGAAUCAAUCAGAGGCAUCUUCCUUGAAUUAGAGAAUUUAAUCCGCCGUGAUCCAGCCAAAGCCGCCGUCCCCGGCGGUGGUCUUCAUCCAAUCACCCGUUACGUCAUGAAUUACAUCCGUGCUGCUUGUUCCCGAGCAACCCUAGAACAAGUUUUUGACGACAAUCUCGACGGAUCUUCUCCAUCACCUUCAUCUUCAUUACCUGUUCAAAUCUCUUGGAUCAUGGAAGUUCUAGAGAACAAUUUAGAAUCAAAAUCCAAGACCUACAGAGACCCUGCGUUAUCCUCCGUGUUCAUGAUGAACAACGGUAGAUACAUCGUGAAGAAAGUUAAAGGUGAUGAAUUAGGUUCUCUUCUAGGAGACGAUUGGAUCCGAAAACAAACAUCAAAAGUGAGACAACACCAUGUAAAUUACCAACGAAGCUCAUGGCACAAGAUUCUCAACACUUUGAAACUCGACAACAGUAACUUAUCUUCAAAUGUUGCUUCCAAAGCUUUGAAGGACAAACUUAAACUCUUCAAUUCACAAUUUGAAGACAUUUUCCGAACUCAAUCAACAUGGGCCAUAUUCGAUGAGCAAUUGAGAGAGGAACUGAAGAUCUCAGUAGCUGGAACUUUGCUCCCUGCUUACAGAAAUUUUCUUGGGAGGUUUUAUAAUCUUCAAGAUAUUGGGAAAUAUGCAGAUAAACAUGUUAAAUUCAGCAUUGAAGAUGUUGAGGCUCGGAUUGAUGAUUUGUUUCAGGCAACCGCUGUGGCUGGGAGUGGCCGGAAGUGA
Molecule: messenger RNA, 1863 nt
Organism: Lactuca virosa
Lineage: Eukaryota; Viridiplantae; Streptophyta; Magnoliopsida; Asterales; Asteraceae
Source: the annotation of a GenBank genome assembly